AGACUAUAUUCAGACUUCAGGGAGCGAUCGCUUUACUUCAAGAUGGCUUGUCCAAUAAUCUUCUUCUGCAUUGUUUUCUUUUGUCUUUUUCGACUAAUGCCGGCUACGACUGACAUUAACCAUGGCAAAGACAUAAUUGCAAAGUUGGCGGUUGUCAAAACCAAACUUCAAACAGCAAGCACAGAACUUAAUCAAGCUCUUUCGAACAUGGAAAUACUUCAGUUAGAGCUUACAGGGUCUGAGAGAGUUCCAGAGAAGGUGUUCAACUCCACUUCACACCCUUUUGUGCACCUUCUGGAGGCUCGUCGAUUUCAUGACGUCACAGGCCUCACCUAUGUGCUCAAUUAUAAAAUGGUUGCGGGGGAUCUCAGCAUCAUGUGGUCAAGUGGUCAAACAACUGACGUAGAUACCGUCGUACCUGGCGUGAAGGAAACCUCAUGCACAUUGCAGCCCACUGGCCAGCCCCUGACGGUUGUGUUCAUCAGCAUGUCAUUCGGGGCGAGUUUAUAUAUCGAACUUGAGCCACCAGCAGGAAACAGUACUGUGAUUGAAAGCAACAUCCCAACCCUGGAUUUGUUUGUUCAGCCGGACAGAGACUUAGUGUACAAGAAAGGCAGUAAUAUCACCUUUAAAACUAACAAGUUUGUACAGUUCCCUGACUAUUUUGAUAUCACUGGAGAUUUCAUUGAUUUUGAAACUGGAGAUUUCUGGGAGAAAACUGACCAGAAAUUGCGAACAAUUUUUGAAAGAUUAGAACCUAAGAAUGUUACAACGCCUGGUGAGGAUUUGGAAGAGAUUAAGCUUAAAACGGCAAAUCAUAGAAUUAGUGGAUUAAUACAUUUCUACAGGGGAAAACAGCUUCAAUCAUCUCUUAUUAGUUUCAUUAUGCUGAAGAAAUCCCUCGUUGUUCGACCAGCUGGUCAAGAAGGUCCCUUCCCACAGGGUUUCUUGCAUCUAGUCAUGCAGACAGGGAACAAAAAACAGGAGUUUGGGCAAACUGUAGCUUACUGCAGCUUUCCCAGUUGUGUGGUUGCGUGCGAAGCUUUUGGCGACAACAUUACUGACGUCACAGUUAAGCAACUCUCUAGACCAACGCUAGGUGGACAGUCCGGUUUUAGCCGUGUCAUUAGGUACUCAGAAACUCGCUACAACCAAGGUCAUUCAGUGCAGUUGACCAACUUCUCCCAGGGUGACCAAUACGUCUGUGACGGAAGUAACGUGAACGGCGGCCAUGUUUCUCUAACGUUUGUCAUCAAAACUAUCCGGAGGCUUGCCAUUAUCAAGGAAAACUCCACCGUUUCGCGUACUUGCUCUUCUCAGGAAGACAUGCAGGACUGCACCUAUCACGUGACUUGUGUGGUUGAAGGACGCCCACAGCCGAGGAUUAGCGUUGAAAUUCUGAGAGAAAAUUGGAACACGUCUUCCCUGAGCCGUGAAGAGAUAUCUUACCUGGGGAACGAUGUCUACCAACUUUCAGGGGAGGCUAGUCUUGAUGGAACCGAUGGGCUGAGCACUUCAGUUCUCUGCACUACAGACGUGCAGGAUGAAUCGGGUGAACAUCAAUUCGAUGCAUUUUACAUUCCAUCUCCUCCAAUCUAAACGUGCUCCUAGGGUUUGUUGACAUCAGGUUACAAACAGACAGACGAAGAAAUAGAAACAGUCGUAGAAAUAAUUCAAACAAACUCAUCACAAUCAAUAUUUUUGACCGGGUUUUAUUGGCUUUAUGUGAUUUAGAAAUGUUAUUUUUAAUUAGCCUUCAUCAUUGUAGAAUCCAAGUAAUUGGCUAAUGUAGGUUUACAUAUGUGUUUAAUCAUGAAUGUACUUAAUGUCUGCUCUAUGGUGUUUGUUUCAUUUAUUAAAAACACAUAAUAAUUGUUACCAAAGAAGUGCGCACUCAAGGAAUAAAUAACCGAAUAAGUGCGCACUUUUAAGCACUAUACUUACAACACCGGAACUAUCGCAGAAUGUACUUUUUGUGUCUUAAUGUUAGGUAAUACAAAGUUCAAGGAAGGCUACUUGCCUAAUGACUAGGUUAUUAGCCAUUUCUCACAAUUAAGGUAAG
Physella acuta is the source of this 2062-nucleotide messenger RNA. RefSeq lists its product as uncharacterized. The record is from RefSeq and is a predicted model, not a curated record. Lineage: Eukaryota; Metazoa; Mollusca; Gastropoda; Physidae.